AUGGAAUAAAUAUACCUCAAGGUCCUCACUGUGAAUCCUCCUUCUUUUCCCUUCACACCACAGGCAUCCUGAACCGGCCUACAACACCACGCCUCAACCGAGACUUCAUUUACAAGGAAGCAGAAACAUCAAGAUCGGAGUUAUCCACCAUACACACUCAAGAAGCCACCAAUGCCAACCUGAGAGUCACCAUGGACGACCACAGCGCGACUGAUCAGAGUCGAAGCCCACCUCGCAAGAGACCCAAGACCGUUCGCUUUCCGGGUGAAGACUGCAAUGCGGACAGUCUCCACAUGCACGAUACGGAGUCAAGGGAGGUUGACUACUGUGAUGCGAUCCGCAAAGAGUGCUCUGGUAUGGAGAUAGACUCGAAUCAUCAUUACAUCUACGUUGUUCCUGAAAACGGAGCUGUGGUUUUCUACCAGGGCAUGAACCAAGCCGCAGCAACUCUCGACAAGGACUAUAUGGCCAAGGCAUGUGAAAUGGUAACAUUUCAAUUCGAUUCAAGCCGCACUAUGAGGCUAUUCCCAAAGCUUCUCAAAACGCACUUCGAGAACUAUGGAGGCGUUGUACCCCGAGUCCAUGCGAAGAUUCUGGUAUUCGAAAUUGGUACUUUUCCCGAAGCACCACUUCUCAACGAAUGGAUCACAGUACACCACGCACAUGGAUCCGACACAAACGCUCAUAAUCACGUUAGAGACUGGGUGGCCGCCUUGCUCGAUGUUUCGACCGACAUGGGAAUUGAGCUCCAUCUUUGCCGUCCCUGGAGAGACUUUGGUUUCCUCAAAGGGGCUACUACUCCUCUACGAGACGCUGGGUAUGAUCUGUCGGUCACUUUGGAAGAGGUCAACUGGCUCCAAGUGCCAGACCAAUUCAUCAGCUUCCUGAAGGCAAUGUCAGCCAGAGCGGUAACUGGAAAACCUCUAGAUGAUGCGAAUCUCAAAAUUGACAUUGCAAAAAUUUUGGUCGAUCACGGCAAUCGUUUCAUCCGCUAUUGAUCAUUAUAUUUUUUUUUCGCCCCGCGCGGACAUCGUCCGCCUUUUCUGCCUGCCUAUCUUACGCACAACACUACGGUGCAGUCUUUGGUUCGACGGCCGAGGGAGACCUUUUGAGGAUACGGGCUGUGCGGGCAGUGAUCGCUUUUACAAACCAGUUCACUUUCCUACAAGCAUGA
Messenger RNA from Fusarium verticillioides 7600, 1174 nucleotides. RefSeq lists its product as hypothetical. The transcript is spliced from 3 exons. Lineage: Eukaryota; Fungi; Ascomycota; Sordariomycetes; Hypocreales; Nectriaceae. The record is from RefSeq and is a predicted model, not a curated record. The coding region runs from base 192 to 998 and encodes 268 amino acids.